AUGACUCCUAGUAGUAACAACCUCAUUCUCCUUCUAAUACUCCCCUUUUUCUUCCUUCACCCUUCUUUAGCAUAUCGAAUGAGACCGGCAUUCGAUAAUUCCCUAUCACCAUCAUUGUUGUCGUCGUUGUUGUCAUCAUCCUCAUCGAUACAAAGAUUUAUAAAUGUAAGAAAUUUUGGUGCAAGAAAUGAUGGAAAGACGGAUGCAACAAAAGCAUUCCUUGAUGCAUGGGAUGCUGCUUGUUCUUCGACGAAUCCAUCCAUUCUAUACGUACCAAAAGGAGAAUAUUUGUUGAAACCAUUGCAAUUUGAAGGAAAUUGUAAGAGCUCAAAAAUUGUGUUCCAAAUUGAUGGAACCCUAGUUGCUCCUAAUGAUUAUAGAGAGAUAGCUUCAAGUCAUCAUUGGAUUAUGUUUCAUGGAAUAAAUGGCCUUCAUAUUAAGGGUGGUGUCCUAGAUGCUAAGGGUAAGUACUUGUGGAAUUGUAAGGCAUCUAAUCAACAAUGUCCCGAUGGGGCUAAGACGUUGGGGUUUGAUAACUCGAAGAACAUAUUCAUUGAUGGUUUGACAUCAAUUGACAGCCAAAUGUUCCAUGUUACUAUUAAUGCAUGCCAAAAUAUAAAGAUAACAAGGAUGACAAUUACAGCACAUGCUGAUAGUCCUAAUACUGAUGGCAUUCACAUAGCCUUUUCAAGCGGAGUUACAAUAUUGGAUUCAAAUAUUAAGACGGGUGAUGAUUGCAUUUCAAUUGGUCCAAAUAAUCAAAACUUAUGGAUCGAAAACAUACAUUGUGGUCCAGGCCACGGUAUUAGUAUAGGGAGCCUUGGACGUGAAAAGUCAGAAGAAGGUGUAAUGGUCCAAAAUGUGAUGGUGAAGUCAGUAACAUUCACAGGAACAUCUAAUGGGCUGAGAAUUAAGACUUUUUCAACUUCAGUCAAUGGAAGAGUUAAGGACAUAUUUUUCUUGGGGGCCCGAAUGAAUAAUGUCCAAAACCCAAUUAUCAUCGAUCAAAAUUAUUGCCCUCAUAAUAGUUGCCCUACUGGCCAGGGAUCAGGCAUACAAAUUAAUAAUGUCGUAUACAAGGGGAUUCGUGGUACAUCAGCUUCUAAAACGGCCUUGAUCUUUGAAUGUAGCUCCAAGAAGCCUUGUGUAGGAUUAACGUUGCAAGAUAUUAAACUCUCGUAUCGUAACGAGAUUCCUGAAUGUGAAGGUGAAAAUGCCUAUGGAAAAGUUAUAGGGUUUAUGCAACCUUCUAAUUGUCUAAGACACUGA
This is a messenger RNA of Chenopodium quinoa (quinoa), 1269 nucleotides long. Its product is annotated as polygalacturonase-like. Gene Ontology annotation, molecular function: polygalacturonase activity. Lineage: Eukaryota; Viridiplantae; Streptophyta; Magnoliopsida; Caryophyllales; Amaranthaceae. Gene Ontology annotation, biological process: carbohydrate metabolic process. The record is from RefSeq and is a predicted model, not a curated record. The transcript has 4 exons. Bases 1 to 1269 code for a protein of 422 amino acids.